UGGUUUAUGAUCACUUUUUUUUUAAAAAGCUAAUACCAACUGGUUUGUUCUUCAGACAAAUAAGAAGACGGGAAAACCAAUGAUAAAUCUGUAUACAGACAAGGACACAGGGAAGCCAAAAGGAGAGGCAACAGUGUCAUUUGAUGACCCUCCUUCAGCUAAGGCAGCCAUUGACUGGUUUGAUGGAAAAGAAUUCCAUGGCAACAUCAUUAAAGUGUCCUUUGCUACCAGAAGACCAGAAUUCAUGAGAGGGGGUGGAAGUGGAGGUGGGCGACGAGGCCGUGGAGGAUAUAGAGGUCGUGGAGGCUUUCAGGGAAGAGGUGGAGACCCCAAAAGUGGGGACUGGGUUUGCCCUAAUCCGUCAUGUGGAAAUAUGAACUUUGCUCGAAGGAAUUCCUGCAACCAGUGUAAUGAGCCCAGACCAGAGGACUCUCGUCCCUCAGGAGGAGACUUCCGGGGAAGAGGCUACGGUGGAGAGAGGGGCUACAGAGGUCGUGGGGGCAGAGGUGGAGACCGAGGUGGCUACGGAGGAGACAGAAGUGGCGGUGGCGGCUACGGAGGAGACAGAAGUGGCGGCGGCGGCUAUGGAGGAGAUAGAAGUGGGGGUGGCUAUGGUGGAGACAGAAGUGGGGGCGGCUAUGGUGGGGACCGAGGAGGCGGUUACGGUGGGGACCGAGGAGGCGGUUAUGGAGGAGACCGAGGCGGAGGCUACGGUGGAGACCGAGGAGGCGGUUAUGGAGGAGACCGAGGCGGCGGCUAUGGUGGAGACCGAGGAGGAGGCUAUGGUGGAGACCGAGGAGGAGGCUACGGUGGAGACCGAGGCGGCUAUGGAGGAGACCGCAGUGGGGGGGGCUAUGGAGGAGACCGCGGUGGCGGUGGGGGCUACGGUGGAGACCGAGGUGGCGGCUAUGGAGGUGACAGGAGUGGGGGCGGCUAUGGAGGAGACCGAGGCGGCUAUGGAGGCAAAAUGGGAGGAAGAAACGACUACAGAAAUGAUCAGCGCAACCGGCCAUACUGAUGACUGUUUUGAAUGUUCCUUUGUCUCUGACAUGAUCCAUAGUGAAAUUGCCAGAGUUUUGCCUGCUGCUUUCCUCGUGGCCUCUUCUUGGGUAGUGAAAUGAAGUGACAUUUGGAUUUUUAUUUGGGUGGGAGGGCUGGGACAGUUUUUCUUUUAGAAAUGUCCAUUGAAAUUUUCCCGUUUAGUUUCCAACCUCCUUUCCAACCCUUGAAGCUAAGUGCGUUGUAAAAUAUUGCCAAAAUGGAAAGUGUUUUGUAUUACUGCAAUAAAGGCUGCUUGUUUUGUGGA
Messenger RNA from Leptonychotes weddellii (Weddell seal), 1306 nucleotides. The record is from RefSeq and is a predicted model, not a curated record. Lineage: Eukaryota; Metazoa; Chordata; Mammalia; Carnivora; Phocidae.